GCGGGCGGUUCCGGCUGGCCGGGCGAGGGCGCGGGCCCGGGCGCGGGUCCGAGCGGCGGCGGCAUGGCCAUCGCGCACCUGGCCACCGAGUACGUGUUCUCCGACUUCCUGCUCAAGGAGCCGGCGGGCCCGCAGUUCCAGGGGCUGCGGCUGGAGCUGGCGGCCGACAAGGUGCUCACGUGCGUGGCCGUGGGGCUGCCGCUGCUGCUCAUCUCGCUGGCGUUCGCGCAGGAGAUCUCGGUGGGCACCCAGAUCAGCUGCUUCUCGCCCAGCUCCUUCUCCUGGCGCCAGGCCGCCUUCGUGGAUGCCUACUGCUGGGCCAGCGUCGGGCAAGUGGACGCCAGCCAGCCGCUGUGGCUGCACAAGUUCUUCCCGUAUAUCCUGCUGCUGGUGGCCAUCGUGCUGUACCUGCCGUCCCUCUUCUGGCGCUUCACGGCGGCUCCCCACCUGUGCUCGGACCUCAAGUUCAUCAUGGAGGAGCUGGACAAGGUCUACAACCGCGCCAUCAAGGCCAUCAAGAGUGCCAGGGAGCAGGACGCACCUGACGGGGGCUGCCCGGGGCCGGGGGCCGGCCUGAGCCAGAGCCCGUGCGAGCUGUCUGAGCGCCAGUUUCAUUACCCGAUCGUGGAGCAGUUCCUGCGCAGCAAGCGUGGCGCCCGCGGGCUGGUGGCCACCUACCUGGGCUGCCGGCUACUGUCUCUGGUGGCCCUGGCCGCGGCCUGCGCCUACCUGGCCUUCUACCUGGGCUUUGCGGCCAGCUCGGACGAGUUCGCCUGCAGCGUGCGCUCCGGUGUGCUGGCCAACGACAGCAGCGUGCCCCCGCGUUUCCAGUGCAAGCUGGUGGCCGUGGGCGUGUUCCGCCUGCUGGGUGGCCUGCAGCUGGCCGUGUACCUGGCGCUGCUGCCUGCCGCAGCCUACGCGCUCUGCCUGCCGCUGCGGGGCCGUGCCCGCGUGCUGCGCGCCUACCAGCUGCUGCCCUCCGUGGACGUGCAGGCGCUGACCGCCCGCCGCUUCGACGACCUCAGCCUAUACCUGCUCUUCCUGGAGGAGAACGCGGGUGAGCUCAAGUCUUACCGCUGCCUGUCGGUGCUGCAGCACCUGCAGAGCACCCCGGGCGCAGACCCCCUGCUGCUGCUCGCCUGCCUCGGCCUCGUGCGCACCGAUGCACUGGACGGACGGCCACGGCACCCCCACGGCCCCGCCACUGAGCUCACGGAUCUGGCCGCGAGCAGUGACAAGCAGACCAACCACGAGGACAAGAGCGCACGGCAGAGGCUGCUCAACAGCUCCUGAGGGCAGUGGGCAGCACGCUUCCGGUGGACACUGCCGCUCAGGCCCCUCGCAGAAACGUGAGGGAAAUGUGCCGAGUGCCAGACAUGCCAGCCAGCAGGCCACGGCAUGCAGAUGAUGGCCAGCGAGUGCCCACGGGCAGCCUCUCAGGCGCCUGCCUGGAGUCCUGCCACACACAGGCCAGGCACACGGCCUCUGGCUCUGUGGGCCGCCCGCCAGGCUCUGCCCUCUGAGGGCUCCGUCA
Molecule: messenger RNA, 1534 nt
Organism: Erinaceus europaeus (western European hedgehog)
Lineage: Eukaryota; Metazoa; Chordata; Mammalia; Eulipotyphla; Erinaceidae
Gene: PANX1
Product: pannexin 1
Exons: 5
Coding region: 64-1293 (409 amino acids)
Biological process (GO): monoatomic cation transport; positive regulation of interleukin-1 production
Molecular function (GO): channel activity
Source: RefSeq, a predicted model, not a curated record